AUGGUAGAAGAAGAAGAAGUUCACCAAUCCUAUCACUGGUCAACACAAAAAAAGAAACCCAUGGAGAUUGACAUUCCUGAUGAAAGUAAUGAAAGUGGCACAGGGAUAAAGGAAAAUGGGUUUCAUCUUUAUCCAGUUUCUGUUCAUGACUCAGGUGAAGGUUUGCCAUAUGCUCCCAUUGAUUGGCCUAAUCCUGGUGAUAACUGGAGUUGGAGGGUGGGAAAGAGGGUUGCAGUUUCUGGAUACUUUUUGGAUAGAUACCUUUAUCUUCCCAGCCGUUUUCAGCAGACAUCACGUAAGAGAAGCGGUUUUGCAAGCAAGCUUUCGGUUGAACAAUAUAUCCGUGCCGAAUUCCCUGGUGCAGACAUAGAUGCAUUUUUCGCAUCAUUCAGUUGGAAGAUCCCCUCGAAAAAACCGUCAGAGAUAAAAGGUAAUGAAGAUGAGCUUGGAACUGUCAAAGUACUUUCCGAGAAGAUAACAGAACAUUCUGGUUCAGAUUCUCAGUUCGGAACUGGGGGUUGUAAGGCUGGUAACAAAAUGUGCAGCAGUCUUGUAGAAUUGGGGAAUCCCUCGUCAGAAGUCAUGGUCUGCAAUAUUUGCUGCAGUGAACCUGGAUUUUGUCGCGAUUGUUGUUGUAUUCUCUGUUCUAGGACUAUUAAUUGGGACUAUGGAGGUUACAGUUUCAUUAAAUGUGAGGGAAUGAUAGGUGAAGGCUUUAUUUGUGGACACAUUGCGCACAUAGAAUGUGGUCUCCGGUCUUAUAUGGCUGGAACAGUAGGAGGAAGCAUUGGUUUGGAUGCUGAGUAUUAUUGCCGGCGGUGUGAUACGAGAACAGAUCUGGUUUCACAUGUUUCAAAGCUUUUACAGACCUGUCAAUCUAUUGAAUCUCGGGAUGAAAUCGAGAAAAUACUAAGUAUCGGAGUUUGCAUUUUGCGUGGAUCACAGAAAACAAGUGCAAUGAUGUUGCUGCAUCGGAUUGAAUUGGCCAUGGCUAAGCUUAAGAGAGGGAUGCAUCUUGAAGAUCUUUGGAAAAUGGAAGACAUCACUGCUGUUACUGCAGCAACAUUGCCCUCCUCUGCAGCUAAGAAAAGGCUUACUUUUCUCGAAGAACAAGUUUGGAGUGAUCCCCUUUUAGUUGAGGACCUGCUCUCUUCAUCCAAUCUUAAGGAAAUCGCCUCCAGCGCUGCAGCUGCUGAUCUCAUGGAUUUGUCACUCCCUUCAUUUGACAGUUUUCCUUUGACCGACGAGGAGAAAAAGAGAGCUGAAGCUCUCAAAAGGAAAGCAACAGAGGAUCAGCCCCUUGCAGUUAGUCGUUUUACUGAGCAAGAGAAGGAUGUUGAAGAACCCCCUCUGAAGAAGAAAGUUAAACAAAUCCCUUCUUCAACAAGUAAGGGCAAGGGUGUUAACCCCUCAAAAAGCAAGGGGAAGAAAGCUAAUGAAGACGACCCCGAGGAAGAGAUUAGGGCUUACGUCCUAGCAGAGGCUAGAGAACCUUGGAGACCCACUUUCUCCAGAGCUGAUAAGUCGGUUCUUCAUUCCGGAGACUCUGUAGUCACUGACCCCUCUGCUGCUUUGGCAAUAGCUCGGGGGAUGUGGCUACCCAAAGAUGAGGAAAUUAUUGGCAACAUGGGGCUGGACCAGCUGCUUCCUUCUGCCCCCGUUCACGCUAUGGAGAACAUGUACCACACCAUGGCCCUGUGUGCCACUGCUGAAGCUCAGUCAAUUUUCAUCCGGAAAAUGGAGAAGGAACUGGAUGCUGCUGAGAAGAAACUCUCCCAUGCGCUCACGGAUGUGAAGAUGGCUUAUGAUGCCAGAGAUGUAUAUAAAAGUCGACUUGCAUCUGCUGAGGCUAAGGUGAAGGAGCUGGAGGCUGAGAACCUUCGGUGGAGGGAUGCGGUGAAUACUUGCACAACCGCUGGAAAGCAGAUGCAGGGGCGCUACUCCUCCUUAGUGCGCCUAUCAAGUGCGAGGGCCUUCCGGUUCGGCUUUAACCAAGGCUCAGGCGAUAAAUUGAAGGACCCAGAUGCUUUUGACGUGGAUAUGGAGGUGUCCUUCCCUUAUGCUGAGGGUCCGAAAGCCCAAGAAGCUGAGGUGUUGUUCGCUGAGAUGGUGAAGUCUCAUCAAGGGGAUCCUCCAACUUCGACUUCCUCAGUUCCACCGGCUCCAAGCCCCUUAGUUCCUUCAGCCUCAAACCCUUCAACCCCUCCAGACACAGCUUCGAACCCAAAUGUAGUUGAUGUUUUUGACUCUGCUCCUUUUGAUCCAAAAAGGAAGUAGAGUUGUGUAAUAUUUAUUUUGAAACAAUGUAUUUCUUGCUAAUGGAUUGUAAUUGUUAAACUUAUUUUGGGACAAUUUGCAUAUCCUUGAAUGCUU
Messenger RNA from Cornus florida, 2373 nucleotides. RefSeq lists its product as uncharacterized. The record is from RefSeq and is a predicted model, not a curated record. Lineage: Eukaryota; Viridiplantae; Streptophyta; Magnoliopsida; Cornales; Cornaceae. The transcript is spliced from 6 exons. The coding region runs from base 1 to 2277 and encodes 758 amino acids.